CUCUGCCUUGCCAAAGAGAUGGCCGCGCUUCAAAUACAUUACAGAAUACCGCUUCUCAUCACUUAUUUCAUCAACGUUCAAGCGAAUUUAGAAGGUCCAUUCCUAUUCUUCGGCCCUAAGUCUCUCGAGAAAUACAAGAGGCCGGCGUUGAAGUUCCUUGAACAAGAUGACUUGAUGCGGAUAUAUGGGGAGCAGUCAGCGAUCGUGGUGUUUAACAACCAGGACUCGGUGCCGUUGUCAAGUGGCUACUUCCCGCGGCUGAGGAAGAUGCUUGAGGGGCACACGACACUGGUGCUGCCCCAAGAUUUCUUGGAUGUCCACCCCGACUACAUUAGCAAUGAGACGCAGAUGCUGACUCUGCAAGGCCCCUGGUCGGAGCGAGACGCCCAGAUGACGGAAACAUUCGCUCGGCUCCAGGACAUCUACGGAGCCGGCAGGGUGCUCGGGAUACUCGGCAACUCGGUGUCCCAGAGCCAGGCCGAUUACACGGAAGGCGAGUGGAACCGCGUGAGACGCCAAGCGGAUGAGAGCAGCACCAGCGCUGGCACGCCGAGCUCGGAGGAGGACAGGCCUGUGAGGCAAGGGCCCAAGUAUUCGCUCUAUAAUGCCACAGGUCCUCCCGGUAAAAGCGCUCUCCUAUACUCAUCUGGCUGGCCAGAGCUGCGUUGGGCUAACGGUUCCACCACAGUGUUAGACACGCAGGUCGGCGAGCCCACGGUCAAGCCCACUCGGCUCUACACCAUCCUGGUGGUAAGAUUCGCGGAUGGCGACUCCAGAGACAAGAUUACGCUGGAGUUCAGCUUCAAGCAGGCGGGCGGGUGGUGGCAGGCGGUGGGCGUGGAGGUGAAAUUCGGCCUGGAGAACACCGGACUCAACUUGCAGGCGCCGGCGCCACCCGACGCGCCCGCCGCCGUACUAGGCCGCGCCUACGAGUGCUCGCUGCCCCUCAUCUACUCUUCCGAAGAGGCCACUCUCACGCUGCCCGACAUCCAGAUGCAGCCAUUUAUGGACAGCACGGAAAAAUUCGCUGAUGCUUUUAACUGCAUCGGCUUCACGACAGUCCCUAUAUGGUCGGGGCUCAUGGUGUCGUUUAUAAUGUUAAUCGGGUUGGGCAUCUCAAUAACUAUGAUUAUGGACAUCAAAACUAUGGACCGCUUCGAAAACAACCGGAGUAAACAGCUCACCAUUACAGUUACCGAGUAAAGAGUAUACACCCCAGUAAGAUUCUCGAGCAACGACCAUAGACAAGGCAGCCUGUGCAGUAGCCAUUUUACAUACAAAAACGUCUAUUGCGCCAGUUUAUUUGUCUGUGGUUUUGCUUAAAAAUUUGGCGCUGUCUAUAACUUAACCAAACAAAGCAAUUUUAAACAUUAUUCAACGGCUCGUUCUCAUGUAAGUAAUAUUUACCAAUGUUAAAAUUUUAAAUUAAGCAAGUUAAUCAAACAAUAUGUACUAUGUAUUUACUUAUUACUAUUUAUAGUAAUUGUAUAUGAUAACUACUACAAAUCUUAAAUUGAAAAUUUUAUUGAUAUUGUGAUUACAGCACUACAUUUACAAUAGUAAUUUUAUAAGGUAGGUAGUGUAAAUCUUUUAUUGUAAAUUUUAUUGAUAUUGUAACUUCAGCGAGUUAUUCAAGAGUAGUUAUAUAUAUUUUUAUUAGGGUGUUGUUUGUAAUUAGUCAUAUUUGUAUAUUAUAUAACAUGUCAUAAAAGUUGCGAAAAGGAGUAUUAAGUAGAAGACCGAUAGAUUCUUAGGCUAGGUAAUACGUUAUAGACUAGUACAGACAGACAGCUGCAUGUCAAGUUUCAAAAA
Messenger RNA from Chilo suppressalis (striped riceborer), 1812 nucleotides. The record is from the annotation of a GenBank genome assembly. NCBI's taxonomy places the organism in Eukaryota, Metazoa, Arthropoda, Insecta, Lepidoptera, Crambidae.